UACUGUGCCUCUGCUUAUUUGCUGAUUUUGACUCUCGCUCUCUUACACGCGCACUCUCUCUUUUUCCCUCUCUCUCUCUCGCUGUUGCCUGCUCUCUCUCUCUCUCUCUCUCUCUCUCUCUUCUUCCAGUACUGGCCUGAGCUCCAGCUGUAGGUGGAGCUGGCUUUCCUGGAAUUGUCGGGCAACUUUUCCUGUUGUGCUUGCUACCUCUUGCUCAAUCACUUGCUUAAUGACAGCUCUACUGCAGGACUUAUGGGGCUCUGAAAACUUGUGCCAUCUGGAUGCAUAUCUCUACAAGCAUGCUGGAGUUAAUGACUGGUGCAUUUUGUGGUAUAAACAUAUUUUCAUGAUUCGAGUCAGAAGUUCUCCUUCAGCAAAAAUGUCUCGGCAGUACAAAGUGGGGCGAAAUCCAUCGAUAGCUGAUCAGCUUCCCUGGAUUUCGCUGAACAUCCCGCUUUGUUUUGCUUGAAAAUGGAAACGCUGGAGUCGGAGCUGACCUGCCCAAUCUGUCUGGAGCUUUUCGAGGACCCACUGCUGUUACCCUGCGCUCACAGUCUUUGUUUCAAUUGCGCCCACCGAAUCCUGGUCUCCCACUGCACCCCCAGCGAGCCAAUUCAGUCCAUCAGCGCCUUUCAGUGCCCCACCUGUCGCUAUGUCAUCACCCUCAACCAGAGGGGCUUAGAGGGACUCAAACGCAACGUCACUCUGCAGAAUAUCAUCGACCGCUACCAGAAAGCUUCUUUAAGUGGACCCAACUCUCCUAACGAGACUCGGCGUGAGCGAGCCGUCCCUGACAGCACAGCCAUGACGUCCCCCUGCAACCGGGUCCAGUGUCAGUUCUGCGAGCAGGACCCUCCGCAGGAUGCCGUGAAGACUUGCGUCACUUGCGAGGUGUCGUACUGCGAGGAGUGUCUCAAGGCCACCCAUCCAAACAAAAAGCCUUUCACGGGCCACCGUCUAAUCGAGCCCUUGCUUGACUCACAUCUACGAGGGCUUAUGUGUCUGGAGCACGAGGACGAGAAGGUCAACAUGUACUGUGUGACGGAUGAGCAGCUGAUCUGCGCAUUGUGUAAGCUAGUUGGCCGACACCGAGACCACCAAGUAGCAGCCCUCAGUGACCGAUAUGACAAACUCAAGAAAUCUCCCGGCCGCUUUCUCUGUGUGGGGCGUGAUCAUUCGUUCCAGGAGGCAGAGCAGCAAGCCUUGGAUUCCAACCUCAGCAAUCUAAUCAAGAGGACCAGUGAGUUGGAAAGUCUGAUGGGCAAACUUAUCCAAACCUGCCAACAUGUGGAGGUAAAUGCAUCGCGACAAGAAAACAAGCUGCAGGAAGAGUGUGACCUGCUGAUUAAUAUCAUACAGCAGCGAAGACAAAUCAUAGCUACCAAGAUAAAGGAGGGCAAGUCUGUGAGGCUGAGGAAGCUAGCCCAGCAGAUAGCCGGCUGCAAGCAGUGCAUUGAGAGGUCCUCCUCUCUCAUCACUCAGGCUGACCAAACCCUCAAGGAGACAGACCACGCUCGCUUUCUUCAGACAGCUAAAAGUAUCUGUGAGAGAGUGUCUAUGGCAACAGCAUCCUCCCAAAUCCUGUUACCAGAAAUUAACCUGAAUGACACAUUUGAUACUUUUGCUUUGGACUUCACAAGGGAGAAGAAAAUGCUAGAAAGCUUAGAUUACCUCACAGCGCCAAAUCCACCAGUAAUCCGCGAGGAACUCUGUACAGCUUCAUAUGACACGAUCACGGUUCACUGGACAUCAGAUGAUGAAUUCUCUGUUGUAUCAUACGAGCUACAGUAUGCCAUCUUCACCAGCCAAUCUAAUGUUGUCAGUUUGUGUAAAUCUGCUGAUAGCUGGAUGAUAGUACCAAACAUCAAGCAAAAUCACUACACGGUGCAUGGACUCCAGUGUGGCACCAAGUACAUUUUCAUAGUGAAAGCAAUAAACCAGGCUGGAACCCGCAGCAGUGAACCAGGGAAACUCAAGACAAACAGUCAGCCAUUCAAACUGGACCCAAAGUCUGCUCACCGGAAGCUGAGGGUGUCCCAUGACAACCUGACAGUAGAGAGGGAUGAGACAUCGUCCAAGAAAAGCCAUAGUCAGGAUCGCUUCUCCAGCCACAGCAGCUACGGUGUCACGGGAAAUGUCUACAUUGACAGUGGGCGCCAUUACUGGGAGGCUCUGAUUGGGGGAAGCACAUGGUUUGCAGUAGGAAUUGCGUACAAGUCAGCACCGAAACACGAGUGGGUCGGCAAAAACUCAGCCUCCUGGGUAAUGUCUCGCUGCAACAACUCAUGGGUGGUGCGUCACAACAGUAAAGAGAUUCCCAUCGAGCCCUCGCCCCACCUGCGGCGUCUCGGGGUGUUGUUGGACUAUGAUUCUGGAUCUCUGUCUUUUUAUGACGCUGUUGGUUCUCAGCACUUGUAUACGUUUGACAUUGACUUUGCUCAGCCAGUCUGCCCUGUGUUCAAUGUUUGGAACAGAUGCCUAACAAUCCUGAGUGGACUGCCUAUCCCCGAUCACUUAGAGGGAACAGACUACAACAACUGAUAAACCUGCCCCGUCUUUCCUGGAU
Pelmatolapia mariae (spotted tilapia) is the source of this 2566-nucleotide messenger RNA. RefSeq names its product midline 1 (gene mid1). Bases 472 to 2541 code for a protein of 689 amino acids. Gene Ontology annotation, cellular component: cytoplasm. Gene Ontology annotation, biological process: regulation of microtubule cytoskeleton organization. Gene Ontology annotation, molecular function: protein binding; zinc ion binding. NCBI's taxonomy places the organism in Eukaryota, Metazoa, Chordata, Actinopteri, Cichliformes, Cichlidae. The transcript is spliced from 11 exons. The record is from RefSeq and is a predicted model, not a curated record.